AUGUCGCAGAAACCACUAGUCACAGCGCCAAAGAGACUCCAGCGGUUACUUUUGCGGUUACAACAGUAUGACUAUGAAAUUCGCUACAAGCCUGGCAGAGAUAUGGUCGUUGCUGAUACGUUAUCUCGAGCAUAUCUAGAAGACCACAUACCUACUAAAACUGAAGUAGAGACAGAGCAUGUCCAUGCAGCACAGUUUCUUUCAAUUCCUGACCACCAGAUGAAAGAGUUACAGCAGAAAACUGCAGCAGAUCCAACAUUGCAAUUACUCAAGAAGAUUAUGUUGAAAUUGCAUGAGUCACACAUUGGGGUGCAAGGAUGUCUUCGGAGAGCUAGAGAACUAGUCUAUUGGCCAGGUAUGAAUGCUGAACUCACUGAUUACAUUAGUAAGUGUGACAUCUGUCUAUCAUCAAGUACAAGUCAAGCUAGGGAGACCCUUAUUCAUCACGAGAUUCCAGACAGACCCUGGAAGAAGAUUGCCACUGACAUUUUUACGAUAGACGGUAAAGACUUUUUGUGUACAGUCGAUUACUAUAGCGGUUAUUUUGAAGUAGACCCAUUAAGUAGCAAAACAAGUAAAAGUGUAAUUUCCAAGAUGAAGAAACACUUUUCUACUGAUGGAAUUCCUAAUGAACUUUGUAGUGGCAAUGGUCCCCCAUUUAACUCAGUUGAAUUUGCUAACUUUAUGAGAUUUGCAGGAACUAAGCACAUCACCAGUUCACCAUUGCAUGCUCAGAGCAAUGGAAGAGCUGAAAAUGCAGUCAAGACAGCCAAGAACCUCAUGAAGAAAAGCAAAGAGGCAUGUAUGGAGUAUUUUAUCUCGUUGCUUAGCUGGAGAAACACUCCUACGGAAGGCAUGGAUAUGUCCCCAGCUCAAAGAAUGUUUGGACGAAGAACUCGGACACAGUUACCGACUGCUGAACCAUUACUAAAGCCACAACCAGCGCCAGUUGAUGUAAGAAAACAAUUUCUGACAAGGAAGGAGAAACAAGCAUCCUAUUACAACAGACAGACAAAGGAGCUUCCAACGCUGAAAGAAGGUCAAGUGGUGCGAAUUACCCCUCAACCAAAUGAUCGAGAGAAGAAAUGGAUAAAAGGUCAGGUAACAAGAGAAGCGGGUAUCAGAUCUUAUGAAGUGAUAACUGAGGAUGGCAGGCAGUUCAGGAGAAAUCGUAAACAUUUGCGUGCUUCUAAGGAACAGUUUUAUCUGCCAGACAAACAACCUCCACCUGUGUCACCAUCAUCAACACCACCUCCAUUAACGCCGCCAAAGUUGCAGGUCCAACAUGUUCCGCAGCAGCCCGUUGUUAGCCCUGGGAAAGCCAUCAGUAGAGUGACAAGGAGUGGCCGAGUAUUCAAACCGCCAAGUUGCCUAGACUAG
Messenger RNA from Dendronephthya gigantea, 1380 nucleotides. RefSeq lists its product as uncharacterized. Gene Ontology annotation, biological process: DNA integration. NCBI's taxonomy places the organism in Eukaryota, Metazoa, Cnidaria, Anthozoa, Malacalcyonacea, Nephtheidae. Gene Ontology annotation, molecular function: nucleic acid binding. The record is from RefSeq and is a predicted model, not a curated record. Bases 1 to 1380 code for a protein of 459 amino acids. The transcript is spliced from 2 exons.